CCGCUGCCGGAGGUGGUGUAGCUGGUGUUGUGAACGGGGAGAGAGAGAGAGAGAGAGAGAGAGAGAGAGAGAGAGAGAGAGAGAGAGAGAGAGAGAGAGAGAGAGAGAGAGAGGUGGACCAGGUCUGUGUUUUUGGGAAGCUGCCUGACUACCUGAGGCGGGAAGACAGCUAUGGCGACGUCAGCAGGUGCUGCCAACGCAGCAAGUCCGGAUACCGAUCUGUACGGACUUCUACACGUGUCCCGCGAUGCGACGGACGAGGAAAUCCGGAAGGCUUACCGAAGCAUUGCUCAGAUAUAUCAUCCGGACAAGUACCAGAGCCCUCAGAUGCAAGAUGUGGCCAAGGAGCAGUUCAAUAGAGUGCGAGAUGCGUACGAGAUUCUCAGCGAUGAAGGAAGGCGACAGGUUUAUGAUAUCUAUGGGCUGGAGGGGCUGAAGUCGGGACUGGAGAUCGGGGAGCGCUUGAAGACCAAGGAAGAAAUAAGGGAGGAGUUCGAGAGGGCCCAAAUCCGGCAGUCGGAGCGCAGGCUGCGGUCGCGACUGCACCAGACGGGGACCAUGGCAAUGACGAUUGGCCUGAACGAACUGUGGGAGAGUAGAGAAUCACAAAGGGGCUUUGGGGUGCAGGCCGCAGGACAGAGGGAUGGGCUUGGGCUUAAGCAACCCAAGGCAUGGGUACCAAUUACGGACAUGGCACUCCAAUCGACUGUACAGGCACCGCUUUCUGACAAGAAUGUCUUAGUGCUUGGAGGCAACCUUGCGACAAGGAAAGGGCUUGGUGGCGGCAAUGCAGUGCUUGUGUUCAAGCGUCAGUGCUCGUCCUAUUCGUCCUGGGAAGUCGUCACAACUGCUGGCCUAAGGUCAUCGAUUGGUCUGCAAGUCAACAGGCAUGAGCGCAGCGCGUUGAAUGGGGACAUUAGGUUAGGGACUUCAUCUUUUGGGCUCUCGGCAUCGUACUCAAGGCAUUUCUCUGCAGUUUCUCAGGGUCGCGUAUCUGGUAAACUUGGCAGCUCAGGUGUUGAAGUGGAGAUUGGUGGGACCAGGAGGAUCUCAGACAACAGUACCGCGGGGAUGUCUUGUGCAAUUGGCCUACAGGGGAUCCUCUGGAAACUUCGAUAUACACGUGGCGGACAGAGAUUUGUACUCCCGAUGCUGCUGUCGUCAACAUUGAACCCAUACUUUGCGCUUGGGGCUGUGGUUAUUCCAUGUUCGCUAUACAUUGUGCUCAAGACGUAUCUUCUGAAACCAUAUGCAGCUAAACGAAAACAGCGCAGGCUCGUUACAUCAAGAAAGGAGAAUGCUGCAAAGGUGAGGGAGGUCCGUAAGUCGGCAAGAGGGGCUCAGACAUUGAUGGAGAAUGUGGCGAAGAGGAAGAGAUCGAAGGAGGAGGAUCGGCAGGGACUGGUUAUCUUGGAGGCCAUAUACGGUAACCUCAAGGAAUGGAAGAAGGAUCCCGACCGCGAAGUCGACGAGGAUGACGAAGAAACCAUCCCGCCACCAUGGCUCGAUGUGACCAUGCCAGCUCAGUUUCUUGUUGACAACAACGGAGAACUGCAGUUCGACGAGGGACUAUUUGGGCUUGUGCCGUAGACUUGGUGUUGACGACAUUCCCAUCUUCCCCCUCCUCUUCGUCUAUCCCCUUCCUCCUCGUCUGUGCAUGUUCUGGGCUGGCGCUGUCUUCCUGUGUGAAGCGCCAGACCCAUUCACACUAUGAAACGAUGAUGAUGAUGUAUGUUCAGGGCUGCAUUACAACAUUGAUUGUUCGGAUCACUGGUAUCUAAGUCUUCCGCUGUGCUAUCUUAUACCUUGUAUUGAAAGGUCGGUUCUUGUUCUGGUCUGCACCUAUACGGUAUGCAACACUGGGACCAUGUACAGGGAAGGAUGCGCUAAAGAUAGCAAAGAGGGUAGCACGCACUAAAGAUAGUAAAGAAUUACGAAAUGG
This is a messenger RNA of Chara braunii, 1942 nucleotides long. NCBI's taxonomy places the organism in Eukaryota, Viridiplantae, Streptophyta, Charophyceae, Charales, Characeae. The record is from the annotation of a GenBank genome assembly.